AUGACAUCCGAGCUUGGUGUUCAACUCCAGAGAUCGGUCUGCCCCCUGGUACAAGUGGGAGACGACCGUUUUCCAGGGUUUUACAUCAUGUCUCAGUUCCAGAUUGCUGAACUGGCGAGGAGAGGAACUGUGAGGAGUGUUGUGGGCUCUGCCCCGGGUCUUGUCGCUUAUCAAAUAGGGCCAGCUUUCAACUUCAGGAUCAACACAAGAUCAGCAUAUCCCUUAGGACUGCCAGAAGAGUUCGCGUUCGUAGCCGUUCUGCGCAUGAGCGGCAGCACUGUGUCCAAGAGAUGGAAUAUCUGGCAAAUGCAAGAUGUGAAUGGAGGCGAACAAAUGGCGAUCGGACUUAACGGAGAAUCCCAGUCCCUUGAAUUCUCUUUCAUUACACUUGACCAUGAAAGAAGGACUGUCGUUUUCAGUUCUCUGUCAUUUCUGUUCAAUUCUCAAUGGCACAAGGUUCUCCUGAGAGUUAACAAACAGUCUGUAAGUCUGUUCCUGGAUUGUGUUUUAAUUGAUAUUCAAGAAAUACCAGUUCGAGAGAAGGUCAGCUUGGAUGGCUUCACGUUGAUAGGAAAACUAAAGGAGAAUCCAGUGCUGGCUGUCCCGUUUGAACUGCAAUCGAUGCUGAUUCACUGCGACUGGACCAGACCCAGCCUAGAAGCCUGCAAGGACCUGGCAGGCACAACCUCGCAAAUGAAAAGUGGUCCGCGGGUUCAUAUUCCCGAGCCGCCCAUUAGCCAGGACUCCAGAAUGAUGAGAGACAUCGCCUCCGUUCUGCUCCGGGGAAUCUCGGGAGCAUUCAGCGGAGGCCCCCUCAUCUCAGGGCUCCCAUGA
Messenger RNA from Gadus chalcogrammus (walleye pollock), 834 nucleotides. RefSeq names its product collagen alpha-1(IX) chain-like. The record is from RefSeq and is a predicted model, not a curated record. The transcript has 5 exons. Bases 1 to 834 code for a protein of 277 amino acids. NCBI's taxonomy places the organism in Eukaryota, Metazoa, Chordata, Actinopteri, Gadiformes, Gadidae.